Molecule: messenger RNA, 5066 nt
Organism: Eublepharis macularius
Lineage: Eukaryota; Metazoa; Chordata; Lepidosauria; Squamata; Eublepharidae
Product: ankyrin repeat domain-containing protein 50-like
Exons: 4
Coding region: 132-3764 (1210 amino acids)
Molecular function (GO): protein binding
Source: RefSeq, a predicted model, not a curated record
GCCGCGCCGGCUGGGAGGAGCAGGACUCCCCCCGCCUCUGCAAACUGCGUGCCCGCCUGGGGGCCAAGCCGGCCGCUGUAGGGACCGGCCCCGAAGCCGCCUCUGGGACUCCGCCAUGCCCCUGGCCCGGCAUGGAGCCUGCUGGGAGCCUGUUGCAGGGCAAAGCCUUCUACUGCCGGGAGUGGGCGCUGGGCCGGCUGGCGCUCAGCUUGGAGGGGGGCGGAGGGGUGCUGGUGACAGGGGGGCCUGGCAGUGGCAAGACGGCCCUGUGCACCGAAGCCCUGUGGCCCACCUCGGAGGCGGGGCGCCGGGUGGGUCUGGGCGAGUAUGCCCUCGCUUGGCACUUCUGCCAGCCCCACGACGCCACCACUUGCUCCCCGCGGGGCUUCCUGCGCAGGUUGGUGGGGCAGGUGGAACGCUGCCCGCUCUUGCCUGGGUAUCGGGAGCACCCGAGCCACGUGGAGGCCUGGCGCGCCCUGGAGGCAGCCGAGGGCAAGAAAGACCCGGAUGAAGCUUUCCGGAGAGCAGUGCUGCUUCCUCUGCUGGACCUCCCACCCCCUCCCAAGCCGCUGCUGCUGGUGGUGGAUGCCCUCGAUGCGGGCCAGCCUGGCCGGGAAGCAGAGCGCGCCGCCGCCGCCCCCCCUCCGGGGCCCAGCCACACCAUCGCCCAGCUCCUGGGGAGCCACCUCCAGCUGCUGCCCCACUGGUUGCUACUGGUGUGCACCGCCCGCUCCCAGAGCAAGGGGGUGCUGCGCCUCUUCCCAGGCUUCCGGAGGCUCUGCUUGGAUGACCUGCGGCGGGACUCUGUGGUCUGCGACGUGCAGCAGUACAUUCUGGCCCGGCUGGACCAGGAGGCGGCCCUGCGGCGGCACCUGACGCGCGACACAGCCGAGGCCCUGAGCCAGCUGCACAUCAAGAGCAACGGGUGCCUGCUGUACCUGGAGCGCGUCUUGGACGGGGUGGCUGGCGAGCUGGUCACACUGCGGGAGGUGCGCCACAUUCCAGGGACCCUCUACGGCCUGUACCUUUGGCUCUGCCAGCGCCUCUUCCCUGGGCCCGAGUUUGCCGGCAUCCGCCCCUUGCUGGAGGCCCUCCUGGCCGCCCCCCGUCCUCUCUGGCCUGAGGAACUGCACGCUGCCGUCUGGACCCGCCAGCCUGUGCCCUGGGAGGAGUUUGAGAAGCGGCUCGCAGCCUUGGCUGCGCUGGUGCAGAAGGGCCACGGCGGCACCUGCAUCCUCUUCCACGCCAGCUUCGCCGAGUGGCUGUGUGACGUCAAGCACUGCACGCAGAAGUACCUUUGCCGGCCAGCCAGCGGGCACGCCUUGCUAGCCAUGAGCGUCUCCUGCCGGGCACCGGAGCUGAGCCCGGAGCAGGUGCAUGAGCUGGCCCGACACCUGCUCUGGGCCGACCUGGGCAUGGAGCCCUGGCAGCUGGCCCUGUGGCUGGUGUGGUGCGGGGCGCCUGUCGAGCGCUGCCUGGAGGUGGACGAGAUGCUGCUGCCUUUGGAGCCGCGGGUGCUGGAGCUGUUGGUGCUGGCCGGGGCCCGCCUGGGGGACCAGGGGCCGGGGCCCUCGCUGCAGCACGCCCUGGAGCGCGAGGACUCCGUGCGGCUCCUGCUGGAAAACGGAGCCAGCGUCAACCAGCGCGAUGCCAACGGGCGGACUUUGCUGGCAAGCGCUGCCCACAGUGGCAACUACGAAGUGGCAGGGCUGCUCCUGACACGCGGGGCGCAGGCAGAGAUCCCGGAUCGGCACGGGCAGACACCCAUGACUCUGGCUGCACGCCAAGGACACACCAAAGUCUGCCUUUGUCUGCUGGCUCACGGGGCCAGCGUCGACCGCCCUGACCGGGAAGGCUGGACGGCACUGCGGGCUGCCGCUUGGGGGGGCCACAGCGAGGCAGUUGGUGUCCUUUUGCGGGCAGGGGCAAAUGUGGACUGCCGCGAUGCAGAGGGGAGAACGGCGCUUCGGGCAGCCGCCUGGGGGGGCCAUGACGACAUUGUGGCGACACUCUUGCAACGCGGGGCUGACGUCAACCGAGCUGAUGUGGAGGGGCGCACGGCACUCAUGGCAGCUGCCUAUAUGGGACACCGUGAGAUUGUGGCUCUGCUGCUGGCUCAUGGCGCUCACGUGGACCAUGCCGACAUGGAUGGGCGCACAGCACUUUCUGUGGCAGCCCUCUGUGUCCCAGCAAGCCGUGGCCAUGCCAAGGUGGUAGAGCUGCUCUUGGAACAUGGAGCCUCUCCUGGAUACGCGGACCGGGACGGCAUGACCCCGUUGCUUGUGGCUGCCUAUGAAGGCCACGCAGACGUGGUUGAAUUGCUGCUCGAUGCUGGGGCCGAGGUGGAUGAGGCCGAUUCGGCUGGCUGCACCCCACUCUUGGCUGCUGCCUCUAUGGGCCACAGGGCGGUUGUAGACUGCUUGCUGCUGUGGGGAGCCGCUGUUGAUGUCCUGGACAGCGAAGGGCGGACAGUUCUGGGUGUGGCAGCCGGGCAGGGCGGUGAAGCUGUGGUCAGGUCUCUGCUGAAGCGAGGCCUCGAUGAGAAUCACCGCGACAGGCUGGGCUGGACCCCCCUGCAUUUGGCUGCUUGGCAGGGCCACGCUAGGACCUGUGCUGUGCUCCUGGAGGCGGGGGCUCGUGUGACGGAGCCCACCCGCGAUGGGCAGGUCCCGUUGAUGCUGGCUGCCGGGGAGGGCCACACGGAGGUGGUGCGGCUUCUGCUUGAGCGCGGCUCCCCCAUCGAUCACACCGGCUACGACGGGCUGUCUGCUCUGACCUUGGCCAUGCUGGCUGGGCACUGUGCCACAGCCGAACUGCUGCUGCGCAAGGGGGCAGACGUGAACCUGUUUGACGCUGAGGGGCGCCCCAUGCUCUACCUUCUGGUGCUGGAGGGGCUCCUGGACAUGGCGGGAUUGCUGCUGGAGAACGGAGCCAGCCUCGAGGGACGUGAUGCCCAGGGCCGAACCGCACUGCACGUGGCUUGCUGGCAGGGCCAGGAAGAAGCUGCGCGGCUCCUCUUGAGCUACGGGGCUGACGUGGAUGCUCUGGAUGGUGAGUGCCGCUCAGUCCUGCAUUUGGCUGCCUGGCAGGGGCACGCCAGGCUUGCUGACCUCUUGCUGGAGAACGGGGCACAGCCCGAUCACGCCUGCAAACAAGGGGCCACCGCUCUGGGCAUCGCAGCCCAGGAGGGCCAGGCCGAGGUGGUGAGAGUGCUGCUUGAGCAUGGGGCAAACCCCAGAGUCCUCGACAGGGCUGGGCGCACCCCAAUGCGCAUGGCAGCUAAGCAGGGCCACCAUGCUGUGCUGCAGUUGCUGGAACGUUACGGGGCCGUGCCUGUGUCCACCUCCCCGCAGCCGGGCUCCUCCGGCAGUUCUGCAAGCAGCCCCGCCCCUCCUGGCAAGCAGAGCCGCUCUCCGCCUGCCUCCGUGGACUCCGUGGAGGAGCACUGCAAGUCCCGGGCGUCCCACUGCUCCUCGGCAGCCACCACAACCACUUUUCACUCGCUCGCCACGGCCCAGACAGUGCCUAUCGACAGCCUCAGCUUCGCACAGCAAAUCCAACAGCAUUCGCUGCCCCGACGGCGCCUGGCUGCCCUCUCGGCAGUCCACCGCUCUGCGGCUCAGGACCAGCUCAGCGGAGGGUCUGGCUGCCCUCUCAUCUCCAUGGACUCUCUGGACCCCCACCUGCACCUGAAGGCAGCCAUCAAAUUACAGUUUGAGGGCCCCACGUGCGGCUAUGAGUAUAAGCAAGAGACGCCCCUUUGACCGGCAGUUUGGGGUCUUGUUCCAGGUGCAGGCGCUGGAGGUGCAGCACAGGCCUCGCCCCCCCCCCAGCAGGUCUGUUUCUAGAAAGGGACUUGAAGGCCUCGACCUUUGGCCGGGGGGGGGGGGAGGGGUGCCCAUAGCCACAAGCCUCGAGACGGGCAUUUCCUUCCCACGAUUCCCUCGGCCUGCCUUUGGACAUCGCAGGAAGUGCCUCUCAUUGCCUAGGGUGGCACUUCCAGGAUAGACAUUCCAAGCACACACGGGGUUGGUGAGCGAGGGGCGGGGGGCUCUUGGCUCGGGGGUCUUGUUGCAUGCUAUGUGGCUGUUUCCCUCGUGUCUAUGAACAGUGAAGGCUGGGAGGCAGAGUGGGUAGCGGGGAAGGUGGGCCUGCUCCUUUGAACCCGGUCUGGGCUCCCGAAGCCUCCACUGGCCCCCUGCCUUGUGGCCAGAGGUGCCUUAGAUUGUGAAGAGAAAGGGAGGCUCCCCACCCAGGAGGUGCGGCCUCUUAAAUCCCGGAUCCUGGAGCUGUGGGGCAACGCAGAGCGGAAAGGGGGGAUCGGGGUGUGUGGCAGGCAGGCCUGUGUGCGCCGCGUGUCCUCCGCUGGAAGGCAAGGCGUUGCUGUCCCCACGCACCCAAGUCCCCUUCCUUGGGGCUGGUCCCUCUGCUGCCAGGUGCCGCUUGCAGAGGCUCACGAGCACAGCCAGGCGCCGUGGGUCGUGCCUCCAGCAGGGUGGGCUUUCUCUCUCGGCCCCUUGUGCAAGAGCAGGCCCAACUCCCAGCCCUUCUGGCCCCACCAGUGUGACUCUGUUGGAGGAAGCAGGCCUGGCCCUCUGCAGCUGGCUUAGAAGCCAGAGCUGGACAAGGUAUCGCCGGAAGAAGGCUUGACCGACCCCGAGGCUGCCUGUUGUGCAACUGGCUCUUCCUGCCCCAGCAGCAAGAGAGGCGGCCCUGAAGUCUGCUCCUCCGGCUUGGCCAGCCUCGCCUUGGGAAUCUGUCUGCUGAUGGCCUGGAGCGGGCAGGAACCCACAUGCUUGGGGGCCACUGGUGUCUCCCCCCCCCCCCCCCCCGCUCCUGAUCUGGUGCUCUGGCCGUGCUGCCUGCCUUUAUGUCUUAAAUCACUUAUUUAAUUAGUCGCCACAAGUGACUUUGGAAGCCCUCGAUACCAAAAGCAGCCCCUGCCCUGCCCUUCCCCACCGAGGCCCCACGGGUGGGAGGGGCUGGCGCUCUCCUCCUUGCACAGCCCCCGUGGCUUGCAUCGAUGUGCAAAUUACUGUCGCCAAUAAAGGUCCAGUGCUGGCACA